Westerdykella ornata is the source of this 2590-nucleotide messenger RNA. RefSeq lists its product as uncharacterized. Gene Ontology annotation, molecular function: DNA-binding transcription factor activity, RNA polymerase II-specific; protein binding; RNA polymerase II cis-regulatory region sequence-specific DNA binding. Lineage: Eukaryota; Fungi; Ascomycota; Dothideomycetes; Pleosporales; Sporormiaceae. Gene Ontology annotation, biological process: regulation of transcription by RNA polymerase II. The transcript is spliced from 3 exons. The coding region runs from base 1 to 2445 and encodes 814 amino acids. The record is from RefSeq and is a predicted model, not a curated record.
AUGCCGCCCUCAUCAAGUAGGAGAGUAGGGCUCCGGAGCCGUCGAGAGCCGGAGCCACAACCAGCAUCAGAUGCUGACACACCUGACGCCAUAGCCACCCCUUCAAGGAAGAAGAGACGACUGAACGGCGCUGAGCGCUCCGCUGUUCCUAUUGAAGAUGCGCCGCGCGCACGCAUCACCGAGUCCGAGGUCAGCAACGAUUCCAAUGCAACGCUGCCGGAUGGAGGCGAUGCCGAAAUACCCUCCGAUCCAGUGGAGCGACAGAACCUGAUAAUCGCCCACCUGCGCGCUCCAAAUCACUACACCCCUAAUGCUGCGAUUGAUUACGCCAACGAGAUGCAGGCGCGCCGCAACGCUACCGACAUCGCCGCCUAUGCCAAGAUUGCUGCACGAGACUGGUGCUUCUUUGUCAAGAAGACCACACUCCUGAUCGGCCGUGUCGACUCGUUGGUGCGGCCCCAUCCGCCUUCGCAGGACAGUGCCGUUCUGGCUCAGGGUGAAGAUAUGGCUGCACACUGGGGUGUCGACAUAGACCUUGGCCCCGAACGACAGAUCUCGCGUGUGCACGCCCAGAUUGAUUACGACGGUAACGACCAGACGUGGUAUAUACUGGUUAACAGUCGCAAUGGGCUCAAACUAGACGAUACGACCAUUUCCAAGGGUCAGCGAGUGCCGCUGCACUCGGGCAUCUGCAUCGGAAUCAUGGGCACCCAGAUGCUUUUCCUGCUUGCAAACCAGCAAGACGAAUUCCACCCCAUGUUGUGGCGUCAAGUCAAGAAUGAUGGUGAACUGGAUGGCGAGUCCGACAAGGAGGGUCAUCGGCCCUCGCGCUCUCUGCCUCACGCUCAUCCUGGUGGGCCAACGCCGAAGCGCGAGCCCUACGAUCCGUUCCCACCAUCUUCGCACCCGCGGAACAGACAUCCCGCACGUUCAUAUAGCCAACAUUUGACGUCAACUCCUGGCCGUCCUCCGCCAGGCACUCCCAUGGCCAUGCACUCCGAAAGUGCGCUCCCCAAGGGCUCGCCUUCUGUAUACCCUCGGGGCAUGAUGUUGGAUUCCACCGAGGAUAUUGACUACAGCCACGAUUCUGCGAAGGAUAUCAAGCCGCCACAUAGUUAUGCACAGCUGAUCGGACAGGCUAUCCUGAGUAGCCCUGAGGAGAUGCUUACGCUGGCUAACAUCUAUCAGUUCAUCAAGGACCGAUACGCUUUCUUCAGGCACACACGGGCUGGUUGGCAGAACUCCAUCCGACACAACUUGUCGCUCAGUAAAUGUUUCGAGAAGGUAGCACGCCGUACGGAUGAGCCAGGAAAGGGCAUGAAGUGGAAGAUCGUCGACAGUGAGCGGGACGAGUUCGUCAAGAAGCAGCUGCUCAAUCCUCGCAAAGGCGGCGGGCCCGUCCGGAUCGACUCUUCGGGACCCAGCUCUCCGGCGCUCAACCAGCCUCCGUCACAAGCUACUGAACGCCUUAUCGGAGCUAUUGGGCAUGGGGAUAUUUUCAAGAAACAUGAUGCAGCCCCUAUACAGGUCAAGUCGCCGCCGCGCUCGGCUACACCACCUCUGAAUACGUACCCUACCGCAAACGAGUCUUACACACCCGACCGUGGCCCUCGGGCCCAUGCGUCACUGACAGCGUUCAAGCAAUCGCCAGCUCAGCCGGGACAUUCGAGCCUCGUGACGCCCGCGAAGAGGCUCUUCCAGGAGAUGCAAGCUGGAGGGGCUUCUGCUCUACAUCAGCGAUCCGAAGCGAACGGUGGUGGCGCAGUAGACAUUCAACCCUCGUCUCCUAACGCUGAUGCCAAACCCAGCGUGCCUGGUCUUCGUGAGAAUUCUACGAACUCCCCGCCUACUCUGUAUUCGGAUCCCGCUGCCAAUGCAGCAAACGGUGCAGGACGAGGAUUGUUUACGCCCCUUGUCUCGCGACAAGCACCCAGAUUGGCUCCACCUUCUACCGCGCAUUUACCUAGUCAGUAUAUGAACCUCAGUAGUCCGGCGCCUUUCUGGAAAUACAUUGAUUUACCCAGCACGCCGGCGAGGCAGCCGCUAGAUUUGAGUCCUAUCAAGAGGAAUAGGGACGACGUGGAGAGGGAGGCGGAUGAUGAGAAUGAUCAUGGGCCUGUGCAGCCUAGUAGCCCGCCCAUUGUUGGGGAGCAUAGUCAAGAUCCGGAGGGGAAGGACGACGAAGAUGCAGCUGAUGCGGAUGCGGAAGUGAAUGAGAAGGAGGAGGAUCUGGCGCCUGAUAGCCCAACUCGGCCUGUCAGCCGGCCGGCCAGUCGUCCAGCCAGCCGCGCCCACGUCUCAGCAACGUCGUCGCAGCGCUCAAGAUCCAACUCGCAUGCGCAUCCCGUGGGGACAAGUUCCGGGAAUGGCGGAAGGGUGAGGGGGGCAAGUUUGGGCAGUUUUGAGGAGUUGGAAGAGGAGGGGGGAUUUGAUCUUGCCAAGUAGGUUUCCUGCUUCUACGGGGAAGAUUGGGCGACGGGCAAGAGUGCAGGGUGCUAACGAGUGGAUUAGGGGCUUCCAGAAGAUUGGCUCGUUCCAUCGGAGUCUGCAGGCCCAUGGGGUGAAUUUGAGUGCUGGUGGGCCGCCAACC